GGAAAGGGUGCCAAAGAGUAACUGAAGAUAUACACCGAAAAGAUGCAGAUGUUGCCCAGUCUUAUAGAUGUUAUUAAUCCAUACUUGUGACAAGCAUUCUUUGGACUGUUGUGAACAGCGUUCUCUUGGAGGAGCUCUUUAUCAUGUGCUUGUUUCAACAGGUGAAACAGACUUGAGCUGAGGAUCAAAGACUACUGCAUGUGAACAUAUCAUGCAGGAAGAAAUGACGAAUGAGGAUGAAACAAAGCAGACCAGCGAAAAAGAACAAGAAGACCUUGUAACAGAUGUUUCAGCUGUUGAUUUUAAGCAUGGACCUGACAAUCUGCUUUCUUCCAGUGUCAGUGGAAGGUCUCUUACUGUGAGCAAUUCUACUCCAGCUAAAGGUGAUGGGAAUGACAACACGAAAUUUAAAGGAGUGAGAUUGCCAUGCAUGCCUUCUCGUGUCCUUCAUCUUCGUCAAAUUCCAGAUAAUGCCACUGAAGCAGAUGUCAUUUCACUAGGGCUCCCUUUUGGCAAAGUAACCAAUGUGCUGAUUCUAAGAGGAAAAAGUCAGGCUUUUUUGGAAAUGGCCUCUGAGGAAAAUGCUAUUAGUAUGGUGAACUACUGCUCUUCUGCUAUACCUCACAUCCACAAUCAGCCUGUGUAUAUUCAGUAUUCCAAUCACAGAGAACUUAAGACUGACAAUAUACCUAGUCAAGCUAAUGCUCAAGCUGCACUGCAAGCUGUGAAUACUGUGCAGUAUGGAAACGUGGCUAUUACAAGUGCUUUUGCUCCUGAAGGUGGGGUCUCUCCAAGUCACAGUUCUGUUCUUCGAAUCAUUGUUGAAAAUGUUUUCUACCCUGUCACUUUAGAUGUGCUGUAUCAGAUUUUCUCUAGGUUUGGAUUUGUCUUGAAGAUUGUCACCUUUACAAGGAAUAAUCAGUUUCAAGCUUUGAUCCAGUAUGCUGAACCAGUGAAUGCAUAUUAUGCCAAAAUGGCUCUGGAUGGCCGAAAUAUCUACAAUGCAUGCUGCACUCUACAUAUUGAUUUCUCAAAGUUAACAAGCCUUAAGGUGAAGUACAACAAUGAGAAAAGCAGAGAUUUCACUCGCUUUGACCUUCCAGCUUCUGAUGUCCAACUACCCCUGGAUCCAGCCAUAAUUGCUGCCUUUGGGUCCGAAGGUAUCAUCUUCCAACCACAUGUAGGGACUAGUGGAUUUGGCCCGUUUGCAUACAUUCCUCAAGUCACCACAUCUGUGGCAUCUGUACGGAUGAGUAACCCAAGUGUUCCAGGAAAUUCUGUUUUACUGGUCAGCAACCUCAACCCUGAGGCCAUCACACCGCAUGGACUUUUCAUCCUAUUUGGUGCCUAUGGCGAUGUGCUUCGUGUGAAGAUCAUGUUUAAGAAUAAAGAAAAUGCUUUGGUUCAGAUGGCAGAUGCAACCCAGGCUCAAAUAGCUAUCAGCAACUUGAAUGGACAGAAGCUUUAUGGGAAGUUUAUGCGUGCAACUCUUUCAAAACAUCAGAAUAUUCAACUCCCUCGUGAAGGAGAAGAUGACAACGGUCUGACGAAGGACUACAGCAAUAGCCCGUUACAUCGCUUUAAGAAGCCUGGCUCUAAGAACUUCCAGAACAUCUUUCCUCCAUCUGCCACUCUACAUCUCUCCAACAUCCCGACUUCUGUUUCUUUUGACGAUAUUAAGAGUCUUUUUGCACGUACUGGAUCUACUGUGAAAGCCUUCAGAUUUUUCCAGAGAGAUUGCAAAAUGGCUCUUAUCCAGCUGGGCUCUGUGGAAGAAGCAGUUCAUGCUCUCAUUGAACUUCACGAUUAUGACCUCGGAGAAAAUCAUCACCUCCGAGUUUCCUUCUCAAGAUCUACAAUUUGACUUUUCUGUGAACAUUCCUUUUAAAACUGCACUGCAGUUUUCUUACUCUCAUCAAAUAGAGACUGAAGUAGCUGUGACCAAUUCUGCUCUUAAAAGAAAAAUCUUGUUCGUACACACAGCAAAGAAUUAGGGGAUAAUCUUUUCUGAUUUCAGCUGCCAGUAUAUGAUCAAAUCUUAUUAUUCAUCAAUAAAAAGAUUAAAUUUCUUUAGAAAUAA
Messenger RNA from Lagopus leucura (white-tailed ptarmigan), 2080 nucleotides. It is a transcript of the gene PTBP3, whose product is annotated as polypyrimidine tract binding protein 3. Gene Ontology annotation, cellular component: nucleus. The transcript has 17 exons. Bases 212 to 1864 code for a protein of 550 amino acids. Gene Ontology annotation, molecular function: mRNA binding. The record is from RefSeq and is a predicted model, not a curated record. Gene Ontology annotation, biological process: regulation of RNA splicing; mRNA processing. Lineage: Eukaryota; Metazoa; Chordata; Aves; Galliformes; Phasianidae.